AUGUUCAUCAACAAUGAUGAAUCAAAUCAUCCAGCUACUCUUGAUUAUCACUCAUUGUUAACCAUGGCUACACGCGCAUCAUCAUCAUUGUCAGCAAUAACACUUCUUCAACAACGUCAAGAAAUACCUCGUGUUAAAAAAUUAUCUAAUAGUCAUUGUAUACAUAAAUAUACAAGUACAAAUACAACUGAAAUAGAAUAUCCAGAUGGUACACAUAUAUAUGAAUUUCCAAAUAGACAAAUUGAAAAACAUUUACCUGAUGUACAACAAGAACAUAUAUUUAUUUAA
Molecule: messenger RNA, 288 nt
Organism: Rotaria sordida
Lineage: Eukaryota; Metazoa; Rotifera; Eurotatoria; Philodinida; Philodinidae
Source: the annotation of a GenBank genome assembly